Molecule: messenger RNA, 621 nt
Organism: Aspergillus nidulans FGSC A4
Lineage: Eukaryota; Fungi; Ascomycota; Eurotiomycetes; Eurotiales; Aspergillaceae
Gene: srgA
Product: Rab family GTPase SEC4
Exons: 3
Coding region: 1-621 (206 amino acids)
Cellular component (GO): plasma membrane
Molecular function (GO): GTPase activity; GTP binding
Source: RefSeq, a predicted model, not a curated record
AUGGCUGGCACUAGAAACUAUGACUUUCUGAUCAAAUUGCUGUUGAUAGGAGACUCUGGUGUUGGAAAGUCGUGCUGCCUUCUGCGCUUCAGUGAGGAUUCGUUCACACCAUCGUUUAUCACGACGAUUGGUAUCGACUUCAAGAUUCGGACUAUUGAAUUAGAUGGUAAACGGGUAAAGCUUCAGAUAUGGGACACAGCUGGGCAGGAGCGAUUUAGAACAAUCACCACGGCUUAUUACAGGGGUGCGAUGGGUAUUCUUCUUGUUUACGAUGUCACCGACGAGCGUUCAUUCCAGAACAUCAGAACAUGGUUCUCGAACGUCGAACAACAUGCUAGCGAGGGUGUCCACAAGAUCCUUAUUGGGAACAAAUGCGACUGGGAAGAGAAGAGAGCUGUAACAACGGAGCAGGGUCAACAGCUGGCCGACGAACUGGGAAUACCUUUCCUGGAAGUCUCGGCGAAGAACAACAUCAACAUCGAGAAAGCCUUUUACAAUCUUGCAUCCGAUAUCAAAAAGGGAAUGGACAGUUCGAAACCUGAACAAACAGGCUCUCAGGGAGUCAGCAUAGACAAUCAAGCCUCGGGGCUGAGCGGUAAUGCCGGAGGAAAGUGUUGUUGA